AGGUCAGACGUCAGUCAGUCUGUCAGUCAGUCAUUGGUCAUUGUCAACCAAACGUGUCUCGAGCUGAAACUAUUGUGUGUAUUUAGUGAUUAACAUCGAUAUUAGUUAAUCCACCGAACAGUAUAAAAUAUAAGCUAGAGCCUAGAGCAGGCUCAACCUAUAAAUUAAUUAAAGGUGUAAUCAUUUCGUCAAAACAGAAAAUGGAGUUAAACUUUUCGUUCCUCACCGGGUUAGGUUGCGGCAUCUGCAUCGGCAUUUCUUUAUUGGCUCUAAAAAGAUAUUUUGGAGCCGCUGCUGAAGCUACAAAGGCUGUGACGAAGUUUGCAUCAGACUCGGAAUACAAGUUGGUGUUAGUUGUAAGGACAGACCUUAACAUGAGCAAAGGCAAGAUUGCAGCUCAAUGUAGUCACGCAGCUGUCGGUGCCUUUGCAAAAGCGCAGAAAAAAGACCCAGAAGGAUUGAAACUAUGGCAAUACACUGGCCAAGCAAAAGUAGCUCUUAAGACUGACUCCUUAGAUGAGGUGAAACAGAUUUGUGACAAUGCCAAAAAGAUGGGACUGAUCACUUCUUUAAUUAGAGAUGCUGGCAGGACACAGAUUGCUCCGAACUCCAUCACAGUCCUCGGUGUUGGACCAGCCCCCAAAGAUAUUAUCGACAAAGUGACUGGACAUUUGAAAUUGUUGUAAUUUUAGGAUAUUGUUAUGAAAUUGUAGGGUUUUUAUACUUUUGCUAGAACAAUAGAAGAACUUAGUAUUUUAUCAAUCUGAUCAUAAUAAAUUGUACUAGUUAUUCUAUUAAUAUAUUUGUCUGAUAUUCAAUUGAAACAUGGAUCUUGCACUCUGUAUUCCGUAUAAAAUCAAGCAAAAGAAAAGGUUAGGGCGAUGUGCUAUUACAUUGUGUAGAGAUCAAAAGUACAUGUUUUCAAAUGUCAAUGUUCAUUAACUUCUUUAUAUGUGUACAAUAUACAUAUUAUCUUUUUAAAUGUGACAGCAAAGUGGAUAUUAUUUAAUCUUACAGUGAAUAAAAAUUAAGGAACUAAA
Molecule: messenger RNA, 1040 nt
Organism: Spodoptera litura
Lineage: Eukaryota; Metazoa; Arthropoda; Insecta; Lepidoptera; Noctuidae
Product: peptidyl-tRNA hydrolase 2, mitochondrial
Cellular component (GO): cytosol
Molecular function (GO): peptidyl-tRNA hydrolase activity
Source: RefSeq, a predicted model, not a curated record